UUUAGUUUAUUAUCGACACUUGUUGGAUGUUGGGUGCGGGAUGAGUCAGAAUAAGGUUGAGUGCCAUUUGAACUUAUCCUAAAGAAUUAUCGGUGAUUUUUGCAUGUAGUGAGUUGUUUUUUAAGUGAUCAAACUAAGACAAUAUGGAAUUUAUCCCGUUUUCCGACUACAACCAGAUUUCUCAUCAAAGUUUGUUGUCCUCAAAAGGAUCUAUAAGCCAUUCAAAUAAGAGGAGGAAAAGUAGAAGUGAGGGUCAGGAUAGCACUCCUCUGAAACAGAGGAGUCAGGCUAAUGCAAGAGAAAGGGAUAGAACGCACAGUACUUACUGUUUCAGCGUAAACACAGCGUUCUCAACUCUAAGAACCCUCAUACCCACCGAACCAAAAGACAGGAAAUUGAGCAAAAUAGAAACCUUAAGACUGGCAUCCAGUUACAUUUCACAUCUUGGAACCCAACUUUUAGCUGGACCAAUAGACCAACCAUGCCUGCGCCUAACACAGAACUUCACCUCAGAUGAGGACAACUCCAACUCAAACUCAACGAAUAGGCAAGUGUGUACCUUUUGCAUUUCCCGAAAAAAAAUGCCUAAAUUAUUACCUCAAGAGGAAUACAAUCAGUGCCAAACUUACGACUGUCAACAAAUCAUUUUGGAGUCGCCGCCUGAUUCUUUGUCGCCCAUCAUGAUUACUACGUCAGCAGAUUUGACUCCUAUUUACCGCUAGUUUAAGUUUUUAAUAUUUGUAUAUAUAUUUUUAAUAUUAAAAGUUACAUCAUAAUGUAAA
Messenger RNA from Anthonomus grandis grandis, 782 nucleotides. Its product is annotated as basic helix-loop-helix transcription factor scleraxis-like. Gene Ontology annotation, molecular function: DNA-binding transcription factor activity, RNA polymerase II-specific; RNA polymerase II transcription regulatory region sequence-specific DNA binding; protein dimerization activity. NCBI's taxonomy places the organism in Eukaryota, Metazoa, Arthropoda, Insecta, Coleoptera, Curculionidae. Gene Ontology annotation, biological process: developmental process; regulation of transcription by RNA polymerase II. Bases 144 to 722 code for a protein of 192 amino acids. The record is from RefSeq and is a predicted model, not a curated record. The transcript is spliced from 4 exons.